Naegleria fowleri is the source of this 2028-nucleotide messenger RNA. RefSeq lists its product as uncharacterized. Bases 1 to 2028 code for a protein of 675 amino acids. The transcript is spliced from 4 exons. NCBI's taxonomy places the organism in Eukaryota, Heterolobosea, Eutetramitea, Acrasida, Naegleriidae. The record is from RefSeq and is a predicted model, not a curated record.
AUGACGGAACAUGUAACGAAGAGUACAUCCAACGACGGGUCAACUCCCACUCUUGAACAAGAUUCGGAAGAAAGCCCAUUGAUUGGAAGUGAACAUGAUUUUGAUGAAAUUAAUUCAAGCAGAGUUCAAGAGAUUGAUCCUGAUGAAAUAUCGGAACAUGAGAAAACCUGUAUUAAUAAUCUUCUUUCUUCGGAAACUCAUUGGUCAACAAAACUUGAUUGUUUACAAGAAAUAGAUGAUGUGCUUACAUCGGGAAAGUUGUCAAAGAAAAAAGCAAUUUCAAUAUCCUCGUCUAUUGUCGAGCCGCUCUCACAAAUGCUAUCAGAUCUUCGAUCAUCGAUUGUUAAGGCGUCAAGUGACGUACUUCUUUCGGUUGCCAAGCUUCUGAAAGAAGAUUUUCAAACACAUAAUGACCAAGUUCUUAGACCUCUCAUGAAAAGUUCUUUCUCAAUCAUAGAAUCCAUUGCCACUUCGUGCCGAAUAUGUCUAGAAGACAUUGUAAAUAUCCCAGGUGCAAUUCACGAAAAGUCUUUCAAAUUAUUUGAGGAAUUUUUGGAGGAUGUAGUUUAUCAAGGAAACGCCAACACCAAGCUAACCGCCUUGAACAUUAUUACAUCCUUGCACAAAGAGAGAGAAAACAUUUUUGAUAAGGAAACUAUAUUAAAAUCUCUGAAGAAGUUAAAGAGAGACGAAAAUAAGGACGUACUAAUUGCUGUUGACAAUGUAGAGAAUCUUUUUAACACAGAAAAAACUGAAACAGCAAUUAUUGUAAAUGAAGAUGUAGCUCGAUCAUUGAGGUCUAGUUUAGAGGAAAUUGAUACAUCAUUCACACAACAACCGAGUCCCAGAGUGGAUUCGUCACUCUCCCCUAUUGAACCUUAUAUGCGCCAUAUUACUCCUCUUUACUUAGAUGCAGCAAGAGUAAACCUGGAUAAUGUAGAGAAAAAGGAUGGUUCAACCUCACCAAAAGAAAAAAUUAUUUUCACAAUAGAAGAUGUGGAGAAGAUUAAGAAUGAAUGUAUUCAAAAAGUUCUAACGGAGAUGUCAAUAUUAAGCGCCGAUUACGACGAUAUGGAAGUGAGGUUAAACAAUGAAAUUCGAAAGAGAAGAGAGCUCGAAUCGUUUGUUCAAAACUAUGAAAAGGAAUUUAAGAACUUAUCCUUGAAAAAUGGGGAUGAAAAAGAGAAAGAAAGUAUCAAAGUUCAAUAUACCCAGCUAUUAAUCGAUUACUCAAAGAUUGAAUCAUCGUUUAAAGAGCUUAAAUUACGAUAUGAUGAAAUGAAAAAUAUUAACGAGAAAUAUAAGCAAAAUGAAGCCAUUAUGAAAGAAAAACUGCAAUCCAGUGUAAGAGAAUGCAAAAUCUAUGAGGCUAAAUAUGUGAAACUUAAAGAACAUGCUGAACAGCAGCUCAACAAUGCCAAUAUUAAGUUGAAAGAAUUGGCAGCUGUAAAAUCUCACUAUGAACAUACUAUUUCUACAUUGGAACAAGAGGUGUCAAAAGUGAAAAAAGAGAAAGAUGAGAAAGAUGCCAUAAUUGAAAAUUUGAACGAAAAGGUUAAAAAGCUUUCACAGGUUCCAAAAACUCAAAUUAAAGCAUUGGAGGAUAAAAUUAAAAACUUGGAAAUGGCAAACGAGCAGCUAGUUUCAGAUAUUGGAGAAUGCCAAAGGCGAGCCUUAACCACAGAGACCGAGCUGAGAAAACAAAAGGAAGAGAAUCAAGGACUUGUCUCACGAAAUGAAGAGUUACAACAAUCACUGCAUGUUUUUUACGAAGAAAACCAAAAGCUAAAGGCCAAAAUUUAUGACAAAACGAAUGAGAUUGAGGCCUUAAAAACACUGAUUUCGUCUUCCAAACCUUUAAACCCAUCCUCUUCAUCGAUCGAACUUGAGGAAAAGUUAAAGAAAGAAGAAGAGCGGCGACAACAGCUUGAGUCCAGGUUAAAAGCCAAAGAAAAAGAAAACAAGGAGCUGUUAGACAUUUGCAAUCAGCUCAUUGCCAAAAUUGAACGAAACAAACAAGAAGAAUAA